CCAUCUUCUUUCCUUGGUGAGAUUAAUAUAAACGAUGACAACAUCAUCGAAACACACCUCCAAUAUUCGUCCCCCUUUUCUCAUCGCUCGACUUUGACUCGAAAUUUGUAUAUUUAUUUUUUUGUAAAUUUUCAGCGAAAUCCUCAAUCGAACACGCAUACCUGAAGAACUGAUGACGUUAAUCAAUUUACAACUGCAGGUGUUAGGACUAAUGGAAUUUUCUGAUUCAAGGUAGGUUCAGAAGUGUUAAUUUUCUUCAGUUUCAAGGCAUUAUAUAAGUUCAAGUAAAAUUUGAUGUGUUGAACCAUUGCAUUCAGUCAGUGACAAGUGACAACUGCUUUUCAACAUACAGUAAGGUCAAUUAAAGAUUUAGAACGUGAUAAUUCUGAUCAAUUCAUAAAGAUUCUUGUAAGGACCAUUGCCAUUCUCAGAUUACAUUUUCUCGGUGAGUAUAUAUAGUAUAGAUAUAAACAAAUGAUCCCUAUGAUCUUAUACAUCAUCAUUUCUUUUCAUCUUAAGACAAGAUAAUAAUAAAAGAUCAUUUUGAAAUGAAGAGUGACAUCUUUUUGUGUUAAUAAUUAAUUAAUUAAUUAUUCCCUAUAUUUUAAGUAACACAUUACAGCAAAGUAGAUGGCUAGUAGAAAAAGAAGACUCCCAAAUGAUGCAGACACUAGUGCACUCCACAAGGAAUGGGAUGAAAUCUCUUGCCCAAUAUGCAUGGAUCACCCCCACAAUGCUGUUCUUAUCCAAUGCACUUCUCACUCAAAAGGCUGCAGAUCUUUCAUUUGUGACACAAGUUACAGACAUUCAAAUUGCCUCGAUCGAUUCAAAAAACUCGUAUCUGUAUCUGUAUCUGACACCAACGAAACCACCCCAACAAGUUUGCUACCCGUUAACACCAACCCCACAACACAAAAUCAUAGUUACGAAUCAACCGAAUCAGAUGCAAUUGGGUAUGUGGAGUUGGCCGGAGCACCACUGGGAGAUGGUGCUCCGGUGACUGUGACCGGAGAUUCUGAUAACACAUCGAGUUCGAGGUCUAACUGUAACCUGAAAUGCCCAUUGUGUCGGGGAAGUGUGGCGGGGUGGGAGGUGGUGGAGGAGGUCAGACAGUAUCUAAAUUUGAAGCCCCGGAGUUGUUCUCAAGAAACAUGUUCGUUUUCCGGGAACUACAGAGAAUUGAGACGCCAUGCUAGGCGGGCCCACCCGACUGCCCGACCAUCUGAUGUGGACCCGUCUCGUGAAAGAGCUUGGAGACGACUCGAGCACCAGAGAGAAUACGGUGAUAUUGUGAGUGCGAUUCGGUCAGCCAUGCCUGGGGCAGUUGUGUUUGGGGACUAUGCAAUUGAGAAUGGAGAUAAUAGUAAUAAUAAUAGUAAUAGUAGAUUACCUGGUGAGAAUAGGGGGGAGAGGGGGACUGGUGAAGGGGGGAAUAAUAAUAAUGGACACUGGUGGACUGCUUUUUUCUUGUUUCAGAUGAUUGGGUCGAUGGAACCACCGCCUGCUGACCGGAGAAGUGGUGGCGGCGGAGGCAGGCCUAGGGUUCCGACGAGACACCGGCGUCGACGGCUGUUAUGGGGGGAAAGUUUGUUGGGAUUGCAAGAUGAUGAAGACGAUGAUGAGAGCGAUGAUGAUAAUGAUAAUGAUAUGUUUGGGUUGAAUUUGGGUGCUGAUAAUGAUGAAGAUCGUCGUCCUUCUGAGAACACGAGGAGGCGUAGACGGAGGUUGACUCGAUACAGAUCAGACGAAGACCAAUCGUGAAAUAUCCGUUUUAUGCGGAUAAAGCAAAUGGAUUUAGCAACUCAGGUUUUCACAAAAGUGGAGGAGUGAAUUGUCAUUGAUGAUUGAACUUUGAAUCGGCAUAUCAUAUGCACAGUCGACUGUUGUUUAAUUUAAAAAAGAAAGAAAAAGAGGAGGUAAGUGAAGGAAGGCAGUGGUUAUGUUGUUAUUUGUUAACUUUCACAAACUGUGGGGGGAAGGGCAUCUAUUUUACUUCGUAUUAUGUGCUUGUUUAUAAACCAUUUAUGUUUUGAGUUAUUUUUAUGUCAUGGAAGAUUUUAAUUGAUGCAAUGGAUGGAUUAGAUUGAAGGCUAAAA
Lactuca sativa (garden lettuce) is the source of this 2096-nucleotide messenger RNA. NCBI's taxonomy places the organism in Eukaryota, Viridiplantae, Streptophyta, Magnoliopsida, Asterales, Asteraceae. The record is from RefSeq and is a predicted model, not a curated record.